This is a messenger RNA of Arabis nemorensis, 462 nucleotides long. The record is from the annotation of a GenBank genome assembly. Lineage: Eukaryota; Viridiplantae; Streptophyta; Magnoliopsida; Brassicales; Brassicaceae.
AUGAUGAAUCUCACACUUGUUCUCGCUGUGAUCCUCUUCUCGAGCUUUGUCACAUCCAAAGUCACAGCAAAAGAAUUGGAGUCAACUCCAUCACUACGUAACGAAGAGCUCCAAUGGCACCUUCACCCUAAGCCACAUUGGCCGUUCCACGGAGCAGGGAAGGCCUUACCGCCUCUCCCUGCCGGCGACUUCCACCCGAUUCCGUUCCAUACACCACCAAUAGUCGCCAAGUGCUUGUCCGACUGCAAGGACGUAAAAACAUGUUUUGCGGAUAUCGCUAAAGCUUUCUUCACCCACGAGGCCGCUAUUGGAUCGGAUUGUUGCGCAUCGAUCAAAAAGAUGAAUGAAGAUUGUGAGAAGACCGUCUUUGGAUCUUUCCAUAACCCUUUCUUCAAUUCCUAUGUUAAACUACAUUGCUCCCACAUGGCAGGAUCUAGUGCGUCCGCUCCAUCCCCGGCUUAG